AUGGAGCACUUUUCGUCCGAAGUAUCCAACAUUUGUCGAUUUUGUUUGAGUCAGAAUGAGAAACUUCUCAUACCAGUUAGUAAAGCGUUAAACGCUUCCCUCGAAAUGGAAGAUGUAGAGCGGUUUACCGGUAUUCAGAUUAAACCAGAAAAUGCCUCACUGUAUGUGAUGUGUUUCGAUUGUACGCGCAAGCUGAAACAGUCUGCUGAAUAUCGGGAGUCAUGCAAAAGUAACGAUAUAUUGUUUCAUGAGCUGUUCGUUAAAGUGGAAUACGUAGAAUCCUGCGAAGAUUACGAGGGCGCUCACUGUUCAAAGGAGGAAACGUUUGCGAUUGAAGUGGUGCUUCCGUGCAACCAGUCUACCGAACAGAUACAGCCCGAAGAGCAACGGGCGUAUAUCAGUGGACAUAUAUCGAACGAAGAGGACGAAACAUCAGACAUACCGCAGCAACGCGUACAUAUGAAAGUGGUAGAACAUGAAGCAGUUAAAACGUGUUUCAGUGACGAUGAAGGGAAUGGAAACUCAUCACCCGGUACUACUGCAGGAAGAAAUCCUGUCCGGCACGUUUCCAGACGGAUACGUAAAACGAGUGAACCCGUUUCGAACCUCUCGAGGAGCUACAGUCGCGCAAAGCAGCUUUGCGUCACCUGUGGCAAGUUGGUGAACAAUUUAGCUCGUCAUCAGCAAAGUCAUACGAUGGAAAUCAAACGUGCCUGUCCGCACUGUCCAGUUGAGAUGGUUGACCAUUCAAACCUCUUGCGUCACAUAGAAGCGGUACAUCUGAAAAAGAUAGUGAAAUCUUGCGAAAAAUGCGGAAAAGGGUUCACGCACAACAAUACGUACAAAUCGCACAUGCGUUCUCAACAUGGUAUUGGAGAAACACACAAGUGCACAUAUUGCCAGAAGGAAUUCAAUCAUCCGGGAGGAUUGCGGGACCAUUGCAAAAGAUUCCACAGCACCCAGUACAACUUCGACUGUAUGACAUGCGGGAAACGAUUUAAGCUCAAACAAGAGCUCCGUGUUCACGAGCGGGUUCACUCAUCGGAAAAGCCCUACGCAUGCAGCUUGUGUCCAAAACGGUUCAAGAGUGGCUUCGCCAAGAAAACGCACGAACUUACGCAUAGUGGAAUCAGUUUUGAGUGUACUAUCUGCAAAAAAUCGUACCGUUACAAAUCACUUCUCAGUAUGCACAACAGAAAAAUGCACCCAGAGCAACAGAAUGCGGAAGCUGGUGAACUAGCUAACCAGGAUGUUAAACCGAACGAAAUUGUGUACAAAGUUUUUAGCAAAGAAUAG
Anopheles marshallii is the source of this 1296-nucleotide messenger RNA. RefSeq names its product zinc finger protein 717-like. The record is from RefSeq and is a predicted model, not a curated record. The transcript has 4 exons. Lineage: Eukaryota; Metazoa; Arthropoda; Insecta; Diptera; Culicidae. Bases 1 to 1296 code for a protein of 431 amino acids. Gene Ontology annotation, molecular function: zinc ion binding; RNA polymerase II transcription regulatory region sequence-specific DNA binding; DNA-binding transcription factor activity, RNA polymerase II-specific. Gene Ontology annotation, cellular component: nucleus. Gene Ontology annotation, biological process: regulation of transcription by RNA polymerase II.